UAUUUCGCUUCUGUUUUUCUCCGGCUUCAAAAAAAGUAAGAUAUACAUAUAUAUAUAUAUAUGUUAUGUGCACUAAAAGAGCAAAGAUAAGAUGCGUGGGUGUAUGAACCUAGUGUAUUCAAGUCUUUGAGUAGUCUUCACCUUCAGUGAUCUCUCUGUAUUUCUGAGUCUCGGCAAGUAGAGCUACAGCUAGAUAUUUCAAAAACAAGUUAAAAAUGGGAUAUGAUAAUCUUCUUCAUCUCUUCCUCGUCCCCUUCCCUGCGCAAGGUCAUGUCAACCCACUUCUCAGGCUCGGCAAGCGCCUUGCCUCCAAGGGCUUCCUCGUCACCUUCACCGCGCCCGACAUCGUCGGCAAUAAGAUGCGAACUGCGAACAUUAAUAUCUCCGCCGACUUAACGCCGAUCGGUGACGGCUUCAUCAGGUUCGAGUUCUUUCACGACGGAUGGAACGACGACGAUCCCCGGCGAUAUGACCUCAACCAGUAUAUGCAGCAGCUGGAGCUUGUCGGCAGACAAGUCAUCCCUCUCAUGAUCAAAACUAACGCUGAACAAAAACGCACCGUUUCGUGUAUAAUCAGCAACCCUUUCAUCCCAUGGGUUUGUGACGUCGCCGAGAGUCUCGCUCUCCCCUCUGCGCUUCUCUGGGUCCAAUCCUGCGCUUGCUUUGCUGCGUAUUACCAUUAUUAUCACGAUCUGAUUCCAUUUCCAACCGAGGCCGAUCCUGAAAUCGACGUUCAGUUGCCUUGCAUGCCAUUGUUGAAAUACCAUGAAGUUCCUACCUUCAUGCAUCAUUCAACCGUUUACCCUUUCUUGACAAGAAUGAUUAUUGAUCAGUUCGAGAAUCUUGACAAACCCUUUGGCAUAUUUAUGGAAACUUUCCAAGAACUUGAGCUCGAGGUCAUCGAUUACAUGUCCAAGAUUUUCCCUAUCAGGACAAUAGGCCCUUUGUUCAAGAACCAAAACGAAAACGUUACCGGAGACUUGCUGACGCCAGAUGAUUGCCUCGAGUGGCUCGACUCGAAACCGCCGUCCUCCGUCGUCUACAUCUCGUUUGGCAGCAUAGUAAAAUUGGUGCAAGAGCAAGUUAACGAGAUCGCUCACGGUCUGCUAAACUCCUGCUUGUUCUUCUUGUGGGUGAUGAGGCCGCCGCCAAGGAGAAUCUCCGGCGACGAACCCGUUGUUCUUCCAGAUGGGUUCUUGGAGAAAGUUGGAGAGAAGGGAAAGAUUGUGAAGUGGAGUCCGCAGGAGAAAGUUCUGGCUCACCCUUCCAUUUCAUGCUUUCUUACCCACUGCGGCUGGAACUCGUCCAUGGAGUCCUUAUCUUCCGGCGUGCCGAUUGUAGCGUUCCCGCAAUGGGGUGACCAGGUGACCAACGCGAAGUACUUGGAGGAGGUAUUCAAGAUAGGGAUCAGGGUGAGCAGAGGAGAGAACAAUGGCGAUUGGAUCAAGAGGAUUGUUUCAAGGGAGGAGAUUGAGAAGUGUUUGAUUCAGGCUACGUCGGGUCCAGCGGCGGUGGAGUUGAAGAACAAUGCUUUGAAGUGGAAGAAAGAGGCGGAGGCUGCGGUGGCCGACGGCGGCUCCUCCCAUAAAAACAUACAGGCCUUCGUUGAUGAGUUGAAGAGGAGGUGCGUGGGGGUGGCCAGUAUCCCUGCCACUAGCAGAGAUGAAUCAGCAGCAACAAAGGCAACCGUGGUGGGGGAGGAGUUGGUCAACGAGUCAACAGGAAUUUAAUUUACACGUGUCGUGUUCUGAUUGGAUGUUGGAGAGUAAGUUCAAGUUUAAGUUGCGGUGCAUGCGUUUAAUACUUCAUUAAAAACCACCCCCCAAAUUACAGUGAAGUUCAAGCUGAAUGAAUAACUGUUAUUUUACAUGGCUUAAUCAAAGUGUAAAUUUAAAUGAUAUUAUGGAACUGAAACUGCUAUUGUUUAGGUUUAACAAAAUUCUCAUUUUAGCUUAUAUGAAUAAACCAUAUUCACGAAA
Molecule: messenger RNA, 1979 nt
Organism: Carica papaya (papaya)
Lineage: Eukaryota; Viridiplantae; Streptophyta; Magnoliopsida; Brassicales; Caricaceae
Product: gallate 1-beta-glucosyltransferase 84A24-like
Molecular function (GO): quercetin 3-O-glucosyltransferase activity; quercetin 7-O-glucosyltransferase activity
Source: RefSeq, a predicted model, not a curated record